Molecule: messenger RNA, 13234 nt
Organism: Phycodurus eques (leafy seadragon)
Lineage: Eukaryota; Metazoa; Chordata; Actinopteri; Syngnathiformes; Syngnathidae
Product: 1-phosphatidylinositol 4,5-bisphosphate phosphodiesterase delta-3-A-like
Exons: 16
Coding region: 181-2505 (774 amino acids)
Biological process (GO): intracellular signal transduction; lipid metabolic process
Molecular function (GO): calcium ion binding; phosphatidylinositol-4,5-bisphosphate phospholipase C activity
Source: RefSeq, a predicted model, not a curated record
AUGAACGGAUGCAUUUCCCAAUCCGUAUUUUCGUGACGUCAUCAGCGAGAAGGUUGGCUCAAUGUAUUUCCGACUGCAGCAGAAUAAAAAGUAUCCGUGUAUAGCAAGACACCGUCAACUAUACAGCAGUGACUGAAGCGACGCGGACUAAAGAAAGUGAAGCAGCUCCUCCUAAAUAUUAUGCUGGGGAACAGAAGGAAAGCAGCCCCCGUGCGUAAGAACGCCACCGGGACGUCCGAUUCCAAGGCCAUCGAUCCCAUAAGGAGUCUCGGAUUGCAGGAUGAUGAAGAUGUCAAGUGGAUGUUGAAGGGUUCCAAUAUGGUUAAGGUCAGAUCACCUCAUUGGCAAAAGCCACGUACUCUGAAGCUGCUGGAAGAUGGCGUCACAAUUUGGUGCCAGUCCCACAAAACAUUCAGGCGAGCCAAGGAGCAGCAAUCCUUCUCUGUCACAGAGGUGGAGUGCGUAUGUGAGGGCUGUCAUUCGGAGACAUUGAGACAGAUGGUUGGUACAGUUCCUGAAGGACGGUGUUUGACGGUGGUCUUCAAAGGUCCCCGAAAGAAUCUGGAUCUUCUCUGCCAAAACCAUGAGGAGGCUUUUCAUUGGACCCGUGGCAUCCGGACACUGCAAGAGAGGAUUAGCAACAUGACCCACAAGGAGAAACUUGAUCACUGGAUUCAUGCUUACCUGAGUCGGGCUGAUAAGAAUCGUGAUGAUAAAAUGAGUUAUGAGGAAGUGCAGACAUUGCUACAAAUGAUCAAUAUUGACUUGAGUGACCAAUAUGCUCGCGAACUUUUCCAGAAAUGUGAUCACUCAGCCGAUGGCCGAUUGGACCAUGGGGAAAUCGAAGUUUUCUGCAGAGAGUUGUUGCGGAGACCUGAGCUAGAUGCUGUCUUUAUGCUAUAUUCCGCCAACGGAUGUGUCCUCUCAACUGCAGACCUGAGGGAGUUCCUGAAUGAUCAGGGGGAGGAUUCUUCAUUCACACAUGCCCAAAGCCUGAUACUCACUUAUGAACUUAAUGAAUGGGCUCAGAGGAACCAUUUGAUGACACUCAAUGGUUUCACCAUGUAUAUGCUGUCCAAGGAAAAUUCUGUGUUCGACCCGGACCAUGUUUGGGUUUAUCAAAACAUGAAACAACCUCUGGCACACUACUUCAUCUCCUCUUCCCACAACACGUACUUGACGAAGGACCAGCUGACCGGGGAGAGUGGCGUCGAGCCAUAUAUCCGAGUCCUGAAUCAUGGUUGUCGCUGUGUAGAGUUGGACUGUUGGGAUGGAGAUAAAGGACAGCCAGUCAUCUACCAUGGCUACACGCUCACCUCCAAAGUGCCUUUUGUCGACGUCAUAGAGACAAUCAACAAGUAUGCAUUUAAGGCAUCACCUUACCCUCUGAUCCUUUCCUUGGAGAACCACUGCUCUGUGGCGCAGCAGGCGGUGAUGGCUCGACACCUGCAGUCCAUCCUUGGGGACAAACUGCUCACCAAGGCCAUUCGUGGCCUCGAAUCCAACAUCCUGCCUUCACCGGAGGAUCUUAAGGGUAAAAUCUUGAUUAAGGGGAAGAAAGAGAAUACAGCGGAGGAGUGCACAUCAAGUUUGUCAGACCUCAGCUCGUCAGAUGAGGAGCCAGCUGUGUCUAAGAUGAGUCCAGAGCUGUCAGCAUUGGUCGUGUACACCCGCAGUGUACACUUUAAAAGCUUUCAACAUGCUGCCAAGGCCCCGGAAAGCCACAUGUCUUCAUUUUCUGAAAAUGAAGCCCUAAGACAUGUCAAAGACUCAGGGAUGUAUUUUGUGCGUCACAAUAGCCACCAUCUUAGCAGGAUCUACCCCUCAGGACAGCGGCUACAGUCUUCCAACUAUAACCCUCAGGAAAUGUGGAAUGGAGGCUGCCAACUUGUGGCUCUAAAUUUCCAAACUCCUGGGGAAGAGAUGGAUCUUAAUCGAGGCAAGUUCUUACAGAAUGGUCAGUGUGGCUACAUUCUGAAGCCCCCUUUUAUGUGCCAGCCGUACAGCAACUUUAAUCCCGAGAAUGUUGGUGGAGGUCCUGGCCAUGCACCUGUUCUGCUCACUGUUCGGGUUAUUUCAGCACAGCAGCUACCUAAGCAAGAGAGGAACAAGCCUUCAGAUAUUGUGGAUCCGCAGGUUUGGGUUGAGAUACAUGGUGUUCCAAUAGAUAACAACAAGAAGAAAACCCACCACAUCCAAAAUAAUGGUUUUAAUCCACAGUUGGACUGCACCUUUAAUUUUACCAUCCAUUCUCCUGGCCUGGCUCUCGUUCGCUUUGUGGUUGAAGAUCAUGACUAUACUUCAAGUAAUGACUUCCUUGGACAGUACACCCUACCUUUCACAAGUCUCCGCACAGGUUAUCGCCAUGUCCGUCUGCUCAAGCAGGAUGGUUCCAGCCUUUCACCCUCCUCACUCUUCAUCCACGUCAAGAUUGUUGACUGUCAGAAUAGCCCUUCCAAGUCAUCUAAAGGACUGGCCAGUGCAUCUCAAGCCGACAAGAUCUAAUGCCAUUCUGUAAUGAUUAUGUGUUACCUUUAUUUAUUUUUAAGCAGUAUGCAUCUCUCUCUCUCUCGCUCUCUCUCUCUCUCUCUCUCUCUCUCUCUGUUUGUACAUAUAUAUAUAUAUAUAUAUAUAUAUAUAUAUAUAUACACACACACAUACAUACAUACAUAUAUACAUUAGUGGUGGGACUCAAAAAAAUAAUCUAAUUAAUUAGAGGCGUUUUAAUAAAUUAAUCCUCAUUUUAAUCAUAUCACAAUAUUUGUCCCAAAGAGCAUUUUUUAAAUGGAUUUUAGUGUACGACUGAAUCAAAUAAUAGACACAAAUGUGAAUACUGUUGAAAAUGCAUUUAAUUGUAUUUCAAUACAAAACAGUACAAAACAAAUUAAAAAAACAUAUAAUAUUCCCUGGUCAAAAUUCAGUAGACCUAAACGUAAAAUUCCAUUUCCGGAUACUUUUUUUAAGUUAAUGUGCAAACCCAUUGGCCUCACAAUACCUCCAUGACCACUUCUUCUCCCUCUCUUUCAGCUAGUUGCUAAGACACUAGCCUGUCACAUUACCAGAGCUCAAGGCAGCUAUCUUUUUUUGUACCGAUGUGACCUGCAAGUGGGAACAGCUUCUCACGUGGACCAGAAGUGGCAGGGCUAAUCAGAUACUUGUGGGCCAGGACAGACAGAUGUGAAUGAGUCCCUGUUCGACUGCACCACCACUGGAGUGGGCAGACUGUUUUGCUGAUGGUACUGCUCUGUACAAAUUCAGGGCACUGCUACACAGGGCUUCCUCAUCUGAAGAAAUUUAAGAGAGAAAAAAGCUCUUUUUCCUUGCUGGCUACUGUGUGGUGGUAUGCUUACACUGUUCCUGUAGUAGGGCCUCAAAGCAGGUCCAAACCUCUGCUUACUUUCCCCUUGCAAGACAUUUUAAAUAUUUAAAGAGUAGGUCAAGCACAGCGGCCAUCUUGAGCCAUUCAUGGUUCACUGUAGCUACACGUUGGGAUAAGUCCUUUGUGAAUGCUGUCUUGAAUUUUACAGUGUAGGUUGAGUCAUCAUCGGAGACCUCCAUGGUGCGGUACGGGUGGCGGAGAGCAGGUAAAACCACUGAAUAGGAGACAUAUCUCACAUCUCCAAGGGGUUCAAUCACAAAUCUGCUGUAGACUGUUCAUGAAAGUAAUUAUUAAUCUACAAAAUAACUUUUGAAAACAAAACAAUACAUCCCAUUAAAAAUAGUUUCAUUUACCUGCAUGGCUCAAGGCCAGUUGCUAGCUUUUGGAGUUUUAGCAGCUCUGAUGGAGUUAAUGUAACUAGCUUGUGCUUCUGUUUGACUGAAGCAGCAAAAACAGCCUCUUGAUUCUUCAGUCGACGAGAGAUCCUUUCCAGCGUUGAAUUACACCUUCUGGCUACAUCCUUUGCAAUUAGGUGGUACCGGAGGGUUGAAAUGUUUCGGCGGUACCCGAACUCCUUUUUGCAUAAUCUACACAAAACAACCCUUUUAUCACAGCUUCCAUCGGGUGUUUAUUUUUAUUUUUAAUUAAAUUUCUCUUCCAACAGUCCUUCGUACGAUUUCUCCAUUGUGUUAGCAGUUAGCAGAGGUGGGUAGUAAUGCGCUACAUUUACUCUGUUACAUUUACUCAAGUAACAUUUUCCAUAAACUGUACUUGUCAGAGUACUUUAAAUGCACCAUACUUUUUACUUUUACUUGCGUAUUUAUGUGAAGAAAGAUCGAUACUUUUACUCCAUUACAAUGAUCGACAUGCCGUUCGCUAAUUUUAUUUAUUCAUUCUUGCGUGUCCGCAUCUAUUCUUAGACUCCAUCUUCGACUUCCGCUUAGAGGGCGCCGUUGCACCAAUCAAACGGAAUCACUAAUGUCAUUUGACUCCAAUUCACCAAUCAGACGACACAAGGCAGACACAUCACCGCACACGUAGCCUUCGUGAGCCAAUCAAGAUGACAGAUUUUUCACCAAUCAGAUGACACAAGGCAGUCACAUGACCACGACUGUGUUUAUUUUACAGACUCCAAAAAACAACAACUUUAUCAUGCAGCUAUUCAAUUUUUACUGCCCAAACUUGGAAAUUUCACCCCACUUCUAACAUGAGUAAACACCUUGCAGUAAGUUGCAGAUGUUUCUAUCUGUUUUGGCAGGGGAUAUGGCAAAAUUAGCACUAAUCCUUAUGGUGUCGCACACACAAUCGAUAAAUUUGUUCAGCAAACAGCUUCAUGAAGUAAUUUAAGCGAAUAAAGCAAAUAAUGUAUCUGUAGGGCCCAAUGUAUCUGGUGUUGGUUUUUGGCCAGUUAAAAACUGAAAUGGUGGCAGCUGUGUGUCGACUCCCACAUAUUAUUAUUUUUUAAUUUUAUUUGAUGUUCAUGCUCUGAUUAAAAACAAAAACAAACAGAAGUUACUCACAAGUUACUAUUUGCUUGAGUAGUUUUUUUCAUUGAGUGCUUUCUGCAGCGUAUAUGGGGGUUAAAUAAACAUUUUAUUAAUUUGGAAAACGAUAUGAAGGAAGGUAAACGCCUGCGUUCCCAUUUACGCUAAAAUCAAACUAAUUUGUCUCGUAAAGGGGCACCACGUCAAUUUUAUAUGUAUACAAUUUAGGGAAAGUGACGAGAAACCUUUUUAUCACUUAUAUCUAAAGGUUGUUACAUUUUAUGAAAUAUGAGUUCUCGAUGACAGAGGCUUGCUUAAACUAAAAACAUACGGAAAACACAACCAAGGGUGGAAUUUUAUAGGAUGUUUAAUGACAUCUACAUGGGAUGUAGAGGGAAACACACAAAGGGGGUCUAACCGAAGAAAGAAAAUAACACUAAUAAUGGUAAAAAGCAGAAAAAUAGGCAUAUGAAAAGGGAAAUAGAACAUCGUGCAUUGGACUAAAGUUGAAAACGCAAGUGUUUAAUGCAUCCAGUCCGGACAAGCGAGGGAGAGAGAGAGGACACCGUUGGGAUUUAGUUUGAAGCUAGUAAUUUCCCCAAAAUUAUUAGGUACUGAUAUUGUACAGUCUGGCAAACACCGGUGUGUUACUUACGAACAUAGAUCGGCUGGUAGGUGGGGUGGUCUGUCUUUCCCUGUUUUGGGUCCGGGAUCCGCAAGCAAGUUCAGAGAACUCACGUUUGGCUGGGAGUGUAUCUGGUAGCUCAGCAGCAAGUGUUCUGGAGGCUUAGCAACCACGGAGGCUAGGGAACCGGAUCUCCAUCCCCAAGGCCCGCGGUUACCGAGCCGUGUGCCCGAACAAAGACAGGCGAGGGGUGGCCGAAUUUUUGACAUGUGACGUGAGGCCACGGCUCAGCUUUGCAGUUGCUCUCAACGACAGCAGGUGUCGCCUUGUGUGCACAUUUGUCGACCCGUCCCUUCGCUGCUGCCAGUUCAAACGAAGAAAAGGACUCUAAACUGUAAUAGUUUAUUUGCUCUGAGCUUUUAUUUCUGAGUAAAAUAAGAAAAUGAGCUGCAUAAAUUUCAAUUUUAAAACAUCUGGAAUAACUGGGGUAUUCCAAAACCUUUGACCGGUAGUGUACAUGUUUGCGUAGUUGUCAGGUUUACUUAGGUCCAUUAUAAGAUAUCACUUCAAGCUGUUUAGGUGUGAUGUGUGUACAAGUAGAGAUAGUUAGGGUGUAGUUAUUUGGUCUUUGUAUUAACCCUCAAGGUAUUUUGCGUAGUAUUUCUGUGUAAAACCUCUAAAUAUCUUUGUAGGUAUAAUUGUUGCAUAAUGAGAUAUAAACAAUUAUCAUUUGUUAUUAUUUGUUUCUGGCGCUUUUGUAUAAUUAAACAUAUCCUGGGUCAAAAUGACUCAGGGACAUUAUUGCAGUCCCAUAACAACAAAACGGUUAAAGGGUUAAUGCGUCACUUGAAUGCCUAAAAUCACCCCCCAAAAAAUCUUAAUGCUUGUGAGUCUGUUAAAAAUAUAUGUAGUGUUUAUUCAAGGAGGUCAAGUUUUAUGAUAAUUGCAUCAGUUUAUUAUCCAUCCAUUUUCUGAGCUGCUUCUCCUCACCAGAGUCGCGGGGGCGUGCUGGAGCCUAUCCCAGCUAUCAUCGGGCAGGAGGCGGGGUACACCCUUAACUGGUUGCCAACCAAUCGCAGGGCACAUACAAACAAACAACCAUUCGCACUCACAAUCACACCAACGGGCAAUUUAGAGUUUUCAAUUAACCUUCCAUGCAUGUUUUUGGGAUGUGGGAGGAAACCGGAGUGCCCAGUGAAAACCCACUCAGGCACGGGGAGAACAUGCAAACUCCACACAGGCGGGGCCAGGGAUUGAACCCCGCUCCUCAGAACUGUGAGGCUGACGCUCCAACCAGUCGCCCACUGAGCCGCCAGUUUAUUAUUUAUAUUUAUAUUAUAUCCAGUAUUACAACUUUUAUGAUUAAUAUGAAAGUUUGUGGGAAUUAAGUCUGGUAUUCUAUUCCAUGUGUAAUUAAAAGGACCCGGGAUUUCCCUUUAAAUACUUUGUUGUUUUGACCAGGCUGUGUGUUGAGAGAUAUUAGUAUUAUUGAAAAUUUCCAGCAAUUGGUUAUCUGUGGAAGUGCACAAACUAUGCUGUAUAGUUGAAAGUCUAAAGUUGAGUAUUUAUUAACCAUGAUAUUUAUUAACCAAUAUUAAUAUUUUAUCACUUGGCUUGCGUACUUUUCAUUUAUGCGCAUUCUCCCAUCAAGACUUCUGACCGUGCGUAACCUGGGGACUGAAUUCUGAGGCUGGCUGUAAAUCAUGGAGAAUGGAGGUUCCUGAGACUUGUGAAUGUCUUCGACAUCCAACAGAAAAAUGUAGCACACUUUAAUUAUGAAAUACUUUACAUAGUGGAUGUGUCGUCAUCAGUUGGGACGUGUGCGUCGCUUUGUGCUUAUGGCUCAAUACAUUUGGAGGUUCAUCAAUAUGUAAAAAAAUAAAAAAGGGACAGAUUAGUGGUGCCUGUAAAGAUAUGAUAUGAAGUGUCACCUGGACACAAGGGACCACUGUUGCAUAAGGACUUCACUUGACAUGGACAUGCUGCCUGGACUAUCGAAAUACACUUUUGGAAGGACAACCCACACAUGCACAGCUUCUUAUGGGCCGCAGAGACUGCUCACAACACAAAAACAGCUUCGCAACAGGAAUGCAAAUGUUUGGACAAAUGAGAUCUUCUCAUUUCAUGGAGUCAAUUAAAGAUGCCAUGUGUCAGAAUCACAAAUUGUCUUUGUGGUUCAAUUAUUAUAAUGACAACACGUCCACUAUGAAGUGGUUUUAUGUUUCAUCCAUCCAUCCAUCCAUUUUCUACCGCUUAUCCGAGGUUGGGUUGCGGGGGCAGUAGCUUUAGCAGGGACGCCCAGACUUCCCUCUCCCCAGCCACUUCAUCCAGCUCUUCCGGGGGGAUCCCGAGGAACACCUCACCAGGGAGACGUCUGGGGGGCAUCUGAAUCAGAUGCCCCAGCCACCUUAUCUGGCACCUCUCGAUGUGGAGGAGCAGCGGCUCGACUCUAAUAUCCUCUCGGUUAACCGAGCUUCUCACCCUAUCUCUAAGGGAGAGCCUGGACACCCUGCGGAGGAAACACAUUUCGGCUGCUUGUAUCAGGGAUAUUGUUCUUUCGGUCACGACCCACAGCUUGUGACCAUAGGUAAGGGUAGGAACGUAGAUCAACAGGUAAAUCGAGAGCUUCAUAUUCCGGCUUAGCUCCUUCUUCACCACAACAGACUGAUACAAAGUCUCCAUCACUGCAGACGCUGCACCGAUCCGCCUGUCGGUCUCCCGUUCCAUUCUUCCAUCACUCGUGAACAAGACCCCAAGAUACUUGAACUCCUCCACUUGGGGCAGGAUCUCCUCCCCGGCCUGGAGAGGGCACGCCACCCUUUUCCGACUGAGGACCAUGGUCUCACAUUUGGAGGUGCCGAUUCUCAUUCCAGCUGCUUCACACUCGGCUGCGAACUGCUCUAGUGAGAGUUGGAGAUCACGGGCUGAUGAAGCCAACAAAACCACAUCAUCUGCAAAAAGCUGAGAUGCAAUACUGAGUCCACCAAACCGGACCCCCUCUACGCCUCGGCUGCGCCUUUAAAUUCUGUGUGAACUGGCCACCAAAGGUUUCGCUAAACAAAAACGCCCUCCCUCUAAAGCACAAGACUCGGGCGUCUUCUUCACAAAUGAACCACCACAGAUGGAAUUAGAGGGACCUACAUGCGACACGCGUGCAACGGUCACACAAUGCUCUCACUGUUAUGUCCUACGCUGUGUUCAAUCAACUUCUGACAUUGUUACAAGCCAGUGGCCGUGACCUUCAACUGCAACACUGCGCACUAACUAUUUGUGCAUUUUCAGUGACUAACACCGAGCUAAACACAUUAACGAUGCUCCACUGGACAAUUGGCCCCAUGACGUUAGUCCAUCCGGUCUACGUGUCUCCAAUUGAUUCCGUCCCCGUGCUCAUCGGCCAAGACCUGCUCUGCCGCUUCGAGCCACUAAUUGAUUACAAAAAUCUUCAACUGUGGGCGCAGGUAGAACAGGGGUUACCACCACCAACUCUGGAACUGUCCUCUGACCGGUACCUGGUGUUGAAACACUCGGAGGACGGCGACUUGUCAGGCCGCACUCCUUAAAAAUUAUGCAACAUUAUGCAACAAAUACUCCUUCCUGAAGCAUCCUGACCUUCAAUUAACGGUGAAAACUUUUCGCUUUCCCGUUAAUACUGUGCCGCCAUCUGCUGUCACUGCAGUGGGCGUGUGCGCCUUGAACCUGCAAUGGAACCAUCGCUCGUUAACUGACUGCUUCCUAGUAGUGCCCAAUUUGCCGCAUAAAACUUAUUUAGGUGCGGAUGUACUUGUACCGUUCAAGUUGACACCAUUAACCAUGUUUUGUGGUCACGUGAUAAUACCAAUUUCGCUAAUCGUGUUUUUCGACCAUUAAACCUUAAGUCGGGACAAACGUCGCCGACGCUUUUGAGCGUAGACAAAGUUAUAGUUAACUUCCCUAUUCGACUCGUCACGCGUGCUAACCAAUCAGUAACCGGUCCCCAUGUGUUCUUUCAGCCUUUGUCGGGGUUUAACGACCUGGGUUUAUUGCUGCAUGCCGCACCCUUCCGCUUCCCGGACCACCGUGCUGCUAAUUCACAUCCACACAAGGAGAGACAUCCACAUCCCCAGAUCUACUAGGCUUGGCCUCUUGAACUGUUCCGAUUUCCAUGACUUCAACCUCACAGUCCCCAUGAUUGUUCACCUCACACGAGACCUCACCCGAUUGCCUAUCUCUGGUCAAGUACAACUCACUGUUCCUUCGCGAAACAUUGCUAUCGUUGAAGUGGGACCUACUGAGGGUGAUGACAUCAUCAAAGUGGACCUGGCUGCAAACCAACACCUGGUAAUCCUUCUGCUCAGUACAAUCCCAACUGCACCCGAAAGAGCGUCUCCCGCAACUCCUCCCUCUCCCUCAUAUUCCUUGGGAACCAACUCGCCGACGCCGGUAACACCAUGUGAUAGUCGCCCGCUCCCUUAUCCCGACUUUGAAACUCACGUGCAGCAGGUCCUAGAGGAUGCUGACGCCCUGACUUCCGAUGACGAACGACAGCGUUUGAGGGAAGUGCUAAUCAAACAUGCCGCUUCGUUCUCUAAAGACUCACUAGACUGCAGCCUAACUGAUUUGCACAUGGUCCGCACUCUGACCCUUUCAAAACAACGCAACCAGUUGAACCACCUGUGAUGUCAAACUGGUCCACCAGGGGUUAUUCUUGUGACACAGGACCUUCUCUCGACCGUUUGAGCCCACUCAACCCCCUAAUAAAUAGUAAAGUUGAGCCCUUCGAAACGCAUUUUUUGUACUCAGUCCAUAAUCAAUGGACCUCAUAUUCAGCCAUCACGUUGCGCUUCAUUGUGACUUCCCUACGGAGCUGGCCCGCUCCUUCAAUGACCGCUGAGUCAUCUUGCUUCUCUCGUGACUUUUACACAUGCAUGGCUUCAACAGCCUAGGACAUGUGGGAUCUCUCUCUUCUUAGAGACCUCAGAAUUCCCGUGCACUUCUUCUCUGGACCUGGCAAAAUCCACCUCUGUGCCAUUUUACCCCCCCGACCCACCCUUUGCUCCUUUAGGCAACGCCAUGGACCCGUGUAUUGCACGUGCAGUAACCACUGGUGAUGAACGCCUCCUUCUGUGAUGGUUCCCAGCCUUCCUCUUCUAUUCUGCAUCGUUUGUGAUGUCAAAGUUGCCAAAGUUCGUUUGAUCUUUCUGUGGCUCGCCUUGGCGGCCACUCUUUCAGUUUUUCCUGCCUGCGCGCCGGGCAAGCUUGACUUUGGUGUCUCCUUUGCUUUUGCACCUGCAGAUUUUAAUUAUCGUGGGCUUCUGUUAUUACGCCUCCAUGAAGCGCACUUCACAGUCAUUCGUGGCCUCACGUAGUGAAAGGGGGGUCACACGAGCACCGCCCAUGAUGCACCAUGCACGGAACGGAAGAUGGUCAACACACUGAGGCCGGACCGGUCAAGCAGGUCCAACCUAUGUGACAGCAUGCUUUCUACGCCAAGGACUGCACGAAGUCCGCCAACGCAGACGCCCGACCAAGACACGAGUAAAACUGAACACACUGUUCUGCCGUAAACCAAAAACAUAACGACCAAAAUAACAUGUGACGCUUGUAGCCUUGGUACCAUCGAGUAGCCAUUUUAGUUCCCGACACUUGCAGUGCAACCCUUAACCAAAAUAGGCAGAUCAUAACCACUCUGUUGUCGCUGCUCGUAACGGAUUAUGCUCACACACAGACUGCUAACAGGUUGAUGAAUGACAGGCUACAUGAAAUUGCUCCCUCCAUAGACAACUUAGCAAUGGGUAGAAUUCCUCCACACUUGGUACCCCUGAGCUUAGUCGAAAGCAUCCUUUCUAAAGCCCUAGCAUGCCCCAUUAGCCCUGUCCAAGCCCACUUGGUUUUUUCUCUCGGGGGUUCCACUGUCUUGUAUGUAAACACUGAGUUCCGAGAAAUAGCCUUCCUUGUUAUUCUCCCAAUUAUCGACUCCCGCAACAUCUAUCGCCCAAAAGACGUAAUUAAUGUUGGCAUCUGGCAGGGCAACACUUACAUCCGAGUCAGUAUACCGCGGUAGUCGCCCAUCAAGAUAGUAGUCCUGAUCUGUAUCUGGCGCCAAAUUUGCACAUGUGCCUCCUCACAAAAGACAUCCAUUACCUGUGUCCCAGGAAGCAGUUCAUCCAAGAUGAAGCAGAUGGGAUUUAUGGCGUGAAGCCCAUGAAGGAUGGGUCACGGUGUAGAGCAGAACUACACCUCGCUACCAGGUUGCUACUACUCACGCGGAAAUUGUUCGGACCAAAUGGUUAGUCAACACACCAGCUCUUAGCGCAACUCUGAGUUACGCCCACCACGGCACAGGACGAGACACACCCUGCCAAAGCAAACCAUGUGGCUCGAUGUCCCCAAAGAUGCCAUUUUCCAUAUUAAGGAUCUUGCCCCCUACCAUCUGCCAGCCAAAAAUUAUGAGAGCAAAAUCGAGAUUUCUAACUUUUUGGGACAGUACAAAUUGGCGGUUGAUCCUGAGACACUUAAACAGAUUCAAUUUGAAGGAGCUCAGACGGUUGACAUAACCCACAUUGACAACAUGCAUGACUUUCGGCAUCGCCUACCUGUUCUAUUGAAGGACUCAAAACUUGCAGGGUCUUCUGAACCAGCGCUCAAAUGCGUGACUCAAAAUUUUCCGUCGGAAAAGAAUGAGUGAACCCGAACCUAACCCCAUACAGAUAGGAGAAGAGGUCCUCCUUGACCUAAAUUGCCCCCCGGACCUCUCUACUCUUUUGAAUCUUGACAAGGAUUCGGCUGUCCUCAAGAUUAGGACCUCUACUUGGCACCUUCCCUCUCCUUGAUUGAUGAGUAGGGAUCUACACCUAACUGCUGUGUCCCCUGUGUGCUAAAUUGAAGCUACCUCUUCUUUCUCUUUCUUUUUCCUCUCUAGAGCCGUGUUGAGUUUCUCCGUUUGUUUUGUGUUUGUUUAUUUUUACUGGAAACCUAGUGAAUGUAUACCUUUAGUUUUAGCUUCUUCCCUGCCCUGAAUUACUGGUGUCACUGCCAUCCCAAUAUACACACAUCUAUCCACACACGUCUAUCCUGACACCGACACCUAUAUGCACAUAUAGGCACUCCUUAAAUAAGAAGUUGUCAUGGACAACUGUUAUAGCCAUAAGGGGGUGAUAUGGCGCUACCGAACAAUGCAACCUAAAACUAGCAGACAUUCCAACAGCUUCUUCCCUCUUGCCAUCAACUUCUUAAACAGCAAAUUUACAAUCCCAUUGCAACUUGCUGCCAAUUUUUUGUCUUGAGUUUGUUGUUGCAUUUCUGCCGGGCCUAUUAUACAUUAAUCGUGCACUCACUGUAGUAGUCUUGCCACGCUGCACUAUUUGCAUAUCUGUUGUUGACCAAUACUGGCCACUCAUGUGCCUGAGUAGCAUCUGUAACAUUUGCAUAAUCGACAUUGUCCCAGAUUAUCGCACUACUUGUCACUUUAAACUGCAUCCAUUUCUUGAAGUCUUGGCGCCCUUUGCACAAUGGUACUAUUGGUAUAUUAGUCAUUAAAACUGCUCUAAUUGCUAGAGGACUGUGCAUAUUUUUGCACAAUUGUAAAAAUAAAAAAAUGAAUAAAUAAUAAUAAUUGUACCGGCAUUACCAGAUUACUAGCAACCUUUUAUUACUCAGUGAUGUUUUUUCUCGAUGUCUUUAUGUCUAAAAAAUAUUCUCUGUCAAUUGACUGUCUGUUGUCGUACUAGAGCAGCUCCAACUACCGGAGACAAAUUCCUUGUGUGUUAU